AUGCAUCUCGACUCCCGCACACCGCCCCGGCGGUAUCUCGCCCUGAUCAGCGUCCUACUGGCCUUCCUGUCGACGAUGGUUGCCGCACAGAAUGGAACCGAGACCGCGCCCACGGUCCGGCAGUGCAUCCCGCGACCCACGACGACGACCGGCGUGCCGCCUCCGGGGCCCACGCCAGCCCUCCCGAAGAACUUUGGCAUGGUCAUCCACCGGGCGUACGAGAUGCUCGACGUCUUCGGCCCGCUCGAGGCCCUGGGUGUGCUGGCGAGGAUCCACCAGCUGAACCUGUACCUGAUCGCGGAGACUAUGGACCCGGUAACGGUUGAGCCGGGGUCCGCCGCCAUGAAUUCCAAGAACUCGAGUUUCUUCCCCGUCAUCCUGCCGACGCACACCUACGAGACGGCGCCUGAGGACAUUGAGGUCCUCAUCAUCCCCGGCGGCCUCUGGACGCGGUCGCCAAACAUCGGCCCGGCCAUCUCGUACAUAAAGACGACGUACCCGCGCCUGCGGUACCUCAUCUCCGUCUGCACGGGCGCCUCGGUCGUGGCGCGGGCCGGCGUGCUCGACGGCCGGCGCGCGACGACGAACAAGGCCUCGUGGGCGAGCACCAUCGUCCACGGUCCCCGCACCGAGUGGGUGGCCAAGGCGCGCUGGGUCGUCGACGGCAACGUGUGGUCGUCGUCGGGCGUGUCGGCCGGCAUCGACGCGACGCUCGCGUUCGUCGAGGCCGUGUACGGCGCCGAGAACGCAACGUACGUCGCCGACAUGAUGGAGUACGACUGGCACCGCGACUCGACCUGGGACCCGUUCGCCGAGAGGUUCAACGUCACCGACGCCUGA
Molecule: messenger RNA, 840 nt
Organism: Colletotrichum higginsianum IMI 349063
Lineage: Eukaryota; Fungi; Ascomycota; Sordariomycetes; Glomerellales; Glomerellaceae
Product: DJ-1/PfpI family protein
Exons: 3
Coding region: 1-840 (279 amino acids)
Source: RefSeq, a predicted model, not a curated record